Rhodofomes roseus is the source of this 918-nucleotide messenger RNA. RefSeq names its product ras-domain-containing protein. Gene Ontology annotation, molecular function: GTP binding; GTPase activity. The record is from RefSeq and is a predicted model, not a curated record. Bases 172 to 813 code for a protein of 213 amino acids. Lineage: Eukaryota; Fungi; Basidiomycota; Agaricomycetes; Polyporales; Fomitopsidaceae. The transcript has 6 exons.
UACCCCGCCGAUCGUGUACCUCGCGGCGGCAGUCAUUCCCGGCGACCUCACCGACUGCUAUCUCCUGCUCAUUACCAGAGGCAGCGAGCGAGUUUCUGACCUUGUGUACUUGUCUUCCACUACACUGUCACAGCCUUCUCCAACGACGACUCAGGAUACAUUGCUUACACUAUGGCAACCUCACCCGUAACUGCUGACUUCUCGUCCCCGCCGCUGAAGCGCAGCAAGAUCGUUCUUCUCGGGGACCAGAGUGUUGGAAAGACGAGUCUGAUCACUAGAUUCAUGUACGACACCUUCGACAACACAUACCAGGCAACAAUAGGAAUCGAUUUCCUGAGUAAAGCCAUGUAUCUGGAGGAUCGGACAGUACGGCUACAAUUGUGGGAUACCGCUGGGCAAGAACGGUACCGGUCGCUCAUACCGUCGUACAUUCGUGAUUGUUCCGUGGCUAUCGUUGUGUUUGACAUCACAAACCGACAGUCAUUCAUGUCGACGGAGAAGUGGAUAGACGACGUACGCUCAGAACGGGGGAACGACGUCAUUAUUGUGCUCGUUGGCAACAAGGCUGAUCUUUCUGACAAGCGACAAGUGACGCUUGAGGAGGCCAACCAGAAGGCGGCACAGCUCGAGAUCAUGUUCAUGGAGACGUCCGCAAAGGCUGGGCACAACGUAAAGAGUCUCUUCAAGAAGAUCGCCAUGGAGCUUGUCGGCAUGGAGAAGGAGACAGAGGUCGCGGAGACUCAAAACACCAAAAUCGACGUAAAAGCACCACCAGCAAACGAGAUUCCCGAUGCAUCUUCUUGCAAUUGCUGACCGGUCAGAUACAUCUUGUAUUGAACUGUACUGCUGGAUUGCUCUUGGCUAUGUUGCACUGUAAGUACUGUGCAUUAAUAUCUAUUCGUUUCCUACCGUCUCGAA